CUCCACCGGGCCCCGCUCGGCUCCCACUGACCCCUCCACCGAGACGACGUCGACCCCGCUCGGCUCCCACUGACGCUGAGGAUGUUCUCCCUGUCCGUGAUGGUGGGGCUGGUCCCGCUCGUGUCUCUCGUCGGGUUGUUCUACUCCGCCGCCGUGGACGACGACUUCCCCCGAGGCUGCACCAGCAGCGGCAGCCUGUGCUUCUACAGCCUGCUGCUGCCGGUCACCAUCCCCGUCUACGUCUUCUUCCACCUCUGGAGCUGGAUCGGGCUCAAGCUCUUCAGACACAACUAGGCGCUCCUGUCGAAGGAGACGCGUCUUUGCAGUCGGGACCUCGGCUGUCUCUUUGCGACAGACCCGCGGGACACUGCGCGGCCACGGUGGACUUUAUUAGACAAGGUGGCGCUCCACACACACGGGGGCCAAACGUUAUCCACAUGUUGAUCUCAAGAUAUUAGAAAUAUUGCAGCACGUAAGGCAGAAUUAAUGAAAAGCAACGGCAAAAUGUGGAGGGCUUUAAAAAGCAGACGGUUCAUGUGUUCGUCACCAGAAGAAAAUAAGUUCCCGUUGCCAUGUUGCAGUAAACGCUGAGCACUUGGCACAGUGUGAGGUGGACGGUUGACCUAUUGGUGGAUGACGUGUGUGUUGCUACGGAGACGACGUGAAUAAAGACAUACACAACGUAA
Molecule: messenger RNA, 686 nt
Organism: Pseudoliparis swirei
Lineage: Eukaryota; Metazoa; Chordata; Actinopteri; Perciformes; Liparidae
Product: phosphatidylinositol N-acetylglucosaminyltransferase subunit Y-like
Exons: 1
Coding region: 82-294 (70 amino acids)
Source: RefSeq, a predicted model, not a curated record